Pezoporus occidentalis (night parrot) is the source of this 4880-nucleotide messenger RNA. It is a transcript of the gene STIMATE, whose product is annotated as STIM activating enhancer. Bases 70 to 969 code for a protein of 299 amino acids. The transcript is spliced from 8 exons. The record is from RefSeq and is a predicted model, not a curated record. NCBI's taxonomy places the organism in Eukaryota, Metazoa, Chordata, Aves, Psittaciformes, Psittacidae. Gene Ontology annotation, cellular component: membrane; cortical endoplasmic reticulum. Gene Ontology annotation, biological process: activation of store-operated calcium channel activity. Gene Ontology annotation, molecular function: calcium channel regulator activity.
GGCUCUGCCGCCGGUUGCGCCGUCGCCGUGGCCAUGCGUCGCUGAGGCGGGCGCUGGCCGGGUCUCGCCAUGGGGCUCCCGCCGCCCAACGGCAGCCUCGGCUUCACCGGCGGCCCCCCGCAGCCGGGCGGGGGUGCGGCGGUGGGGCCGGGAGACCGCGGCUGCGAGAACGGGGCCCUCAUGGACAGCUUCGGCAUCUUCCUGCAGGGGCUCUUGGGCGUCGUGGCCUUCAGCACCCUCAUGCUAAAACGCUUCCGAGAACCAAAGCAUGAACGACGUCCCUGGAGGAUAUGGUUUUUAGAUACUUCCAAGCAAGCCAUAGGGAUGUUAUUCAUCCACUUCGCAAAUGUCUAUUUAUCAGACCUUACAGAAGAAGACCCCUGUUCACUGUACCUUAUCAACUUCUUGUUAGAUGCCACAUUAGGGAUGCUGUUAAUCUACAUUGGUAUACGUGCAGUCAGCAGCAUUGUGGAGUGGCAGCAGUGGGAGUCCCUUCGCUUUGGUGAAUAUGGUGACCCACUGCAGUGCACUGCUUGGGUGGGCCAAUGUGCUCUGUACAUAUUGAUUAUGACAUUUGAGAAAACCAUCAUCAUUAUAGUGCUGCUUAUACCUCAGUGGAAAGAGGUAGCUUUAUUGAACCCUAUAGAGAACCCCCAGCUGGAGCUGGCUAUCGUCAUGCUGAUAGUUCCCUUCUUUGUUAAUGCAUUAAUGUUCUGGGUAGUAGAUAAUUUUCUUAUGAAGAAAGGGAAGACAAAAGCUAAACUUGAAGAAAAGGAAGCAGGACAAGAUUCAAGAAAUGGAAGUAAAGUCCGAUACAGGAGAGCAGCAUCACAUGAAGAGUCAGAGUCAGAAAUCCUUAUUUCAGCAGACGAUGAGAUGGAGGAAUCAGAUGCUGAAGAGGACUUGCGUAGACUGACCAACUUAAAACCCAUUAAAAAGAAGAAGCAUCGCUUUGGUCUGCCUGUAUGACAAAUUCCCUGACCUGUGUAUUUGCAGGUUUCAUGGCAAAAACUUCAGUCGGUGGCGUUUAAUGUUGCAAUUGCGUCUCCCUUUUCAUACAAAGUGACUUAAAAGCAAGGUCUACCAACAGAACGCAGAUGGUUGGAAGGCUUCCAGUUCAGUUGCACUACAGACACACUGACCAAUAUGCAAGAAUGUGUUUCCAUCAUGUGUGAAAAAUACAGCGUUGUUAAGGACUAGUCGCUAAGGGGAUUUGUAUCUGACACGUCAGAGAAGAUCCCAGGAAGCAGAUGCAGCAAUCUUUCACUUGUGGUUACCGAUGGUGCAGUUUAAGAUGUUCUCGAAAAGGCAUCAGAAUCAACUAAGUUAAAGGAGUGUGUUUUAUUACUAAAACUGGCUUUUGCAGCAUAAUUCCUAGAGCAGAAUAGUUUAUGGUUACAAGCUGUAACUUAACGUUAUUUUUUUAAGUACAAAUGUUUACUUGCUACCGGGUACCUAUGGAACUAAUAGGUGGAACAAAGAUUUUUUUCCAAGUCUCCUCAAAUCUAUUUGACUAUUUUAUAUUUAAGUUAUAUUUUCAUACAGUUGUAUUUAAAGAUUCUCUUUGUCAGAAAAAAGGGUGCAGUUCCCUUUUUUUGUGCAGAGCAGGUCAAAAGAUUUGUAGUAAAAAUCUUAUUUAUCCUUGUGUCCUGGUUUAAGACAAAGGGAUUGCAGAGAGAAGAGCUCUGUCAGUGCUGAAGUCACCAAAUACCACAAAAAAAUGCAGUUCUAAGUGUGCUUCUGACCACAUAAUUUGACAAUACCUUUUUUAAUAGGAGGUGGUGUUUGCAUAUUUGACAAACGUGCACUUUAGUGUAUAACAAAAAUCUGUUGUGAUAGGUUAUUUGUGAAACUAGUGUCUAUGGAUGACUGUAAUUAUUUGUUUCUGCAAGUCUCUUGUGCAUACCUCUCAAAUGACCCAGAAGAGAUGGAAUGUUCCUUAUGCUUUUUGUUAUAUAGGGCCCAUGGUACAAGACGGUGACCUGACUGAAGCAGUUGUGCUGUAAUAGCGCAACUAAUUCUGUUCCUUGGUUUUUGUUGGAAAAGCAGUCUUCUUUUUAAUAUCCUGAAAAAAGAUUUCUCCUGUUUAAUUUCCAUAAAGUCUGAUUAUCCUUUAGUCCUUAAGAAAAAUCCCAAGAGGUAUAACACAAUUGCUACUCCAGAAUUCCUGUGAUUUUCAGUGUCUGUCUUCUCAUAACUGACAACACGUGCUGAUCUGAAACCUGGCAAGCAUGUUUUCAGUGACAUCCUUUAGCUUUGCAUGUUUUCUCAAUGAUUGUUUCUGACAGCUUUCCUUGCUCAGUCAAACCUUGUGCAGGACAAGGCGAUGUGUCAAAGAGGUGACAACAGACCUUAACUGCAAAUCUGUUGUAGUAUCUGGACAUCAGAAAUGAUCCAAGCCUUAAACCAAACAGUUUCAUUGGAAAACUGCUCAGAACUUUUUAAGAUUUUUUUACAUUUUUUUAUAGAUUUACUAGGUCUUAAUGUGAUUUAUUAUCCAGACCACUUAAAUGGGCCUUAGUAAAUACUGAACUGUGCGCUCCCGUACCUAUUUUCACUAUUCCAGCAUUGCUUUUCAUUGCUUGGCUGCUGAGGUGACCAGAGUGCUCUGAGACUUCAGGUGCCCGGCCAGCUAGACGGGGCAUUUUACCAACCCUAAUAUUUGCUCGUUUAGUUGAGCUACUGACCUUUGUUACUGUGCACUGACAUGUAAUAACUGCAAUAAGUUUUAGUGUUUCUUUUAGACUAAAUCUAGAAACUAAGGACAAUGGAAGCUUAAUUGAGUUAUUCCCCCCCCCCCUUUAGAAUAUGUCCCUAAUCAGUGUUGCCUCUGUUUUAGGGGUUGGUUGUUGGUGUUUUUUUCUCAUUGAUUGUGACUUGCAUCUUCACUGACUAUGUACCACUGGGCGGGCGCAUAUCUCCAAAAGCACAGUACUUCAAAGAAUUCAUUUUCAUGCACAGAAUAGUCUCAUACAGCUCACUUUUUGGAAGGGGCUUAACAGCUAGGACUGGCUCUUGUUGCAGAUGUCAGCAUUUUAAUGUUUUAGCGUAGGAUUUGUUCUAUUUCAGGUAGUGAAAUAAAGCUGUUCAACACUGCCCAGCCCUUGCUGUCCUCGUCAGCCAUCAGAGGUAACUGAGCAGCACACACAAAUUUAACUGUAUGAGUUUUCAUUUUAUCUUCUUUUACCCUCUUUUUCUCCAGUUACCUAAAUUAUCGAAUUAUUUCUGUUUCUAGUCUCAUGUUUAGUCUGUGAACUGUUAGUAUAAAAUUAUGGCCUUAAUCAUGUAAAAAUGUUUGUUUUGAGCAGACCUCAAACUUACUGACCAACUACAAAACAGUGUAAAGCACUAUGGAGCAGUUUCUUGAAGAUGUUUGUAGCAAAGUUAUAUGAAUGCCUAAUUGUUCAUGUCUUAAGUGCUUUAAUGUCACUUGGUUUGAGAUUUUGAUAUGCCUAGCAAGAUGAUGUAGUAAAGCACUGUGAGCCAAAGAGACAGAAGUAUUUUGAAUACCACAGUAGUAACAGGAGGGGGGAAAACAGCUCUACCCUUCUCUACUAAGGUAAAUUUAUUUACAAUCUUAGCCAAGUAACAAAAACUGGGUAGGAAUUGUUUGUUUUGUUGGUGGGUUUUUUUUUCCUAUUCAUUCCUUUUUAUUAUGUUAAAGAGAUGGAAAUGUAAAAUUGGCAGUUUCUCUCUUUAUAAGAUAAAAAUUGGAAUUCAUGUAGUAGGUGCAAGCAGCACAAGUGCUCUGUGUGCAGAGCUUGUAUGUGGGAGAAGGAAGUAUGUGCCUCGUGCUUCACUAUGUUUUACUGUUCAUUGAAAUGUGUUGGCUGUACAGUCUGAAAUAAACUUUUCAUAAAGAGUUGGCCCAGUAGUAGUACUAGAACAUGAUGACUUUGCAGUAUCCUCGAAUUAUUGCUCUAAAUUUGUGCCUGGUAAACGUACUUCAUGACAGCUCAUAGGAAAGGUUUAAUUCAGGCUGUGCUUAAGAAAUGGGAUUCUGUUUAAUGAAAAUAAGCUAUGUAGGAUAUGCUGAAGUAAGAGAAAGGGAUUGUAACUUAAAGAAGAGACACAGAAGUGUUAGCGGAGAUUGAAUUUACCACUAAUGGUCAACCCAAAUGUAUUAACUGUUUCUAGAAUCUGUGACACAUCUGCAUAAACUUAAAACACUAGUGCUGUCUAAGAUGUGGUUUUCAAGUUCUGGCUUUAAUAUGUUCAAGUCCCCUUGUCUUUCUUUAAGUAGGUAAAUGCUGUUUGUUAAUGUUGCUAACUAAAAUGUACUAUAGCUUUUCUUCAGGGAAAACUCAGAAACUGAGUUGCAAAUUAGAGCAAUGCAAAGCAAUCCCCUCCGCAGGUGUCUGCUCUCAUUCCAGCUGUGCCUGGGGAGGGAGGCAUGGGCUCUGCCUAGAGCUCAGCAUCACAAGGAAUUUCUGCCACUGUGCUUGACUAACCCACGUUUGCAACUUUGCUGUGCUUUUUACAGGAGAAAGCAGUAAUGAAAGUGAGUAUGUUCAGGCACAUCGAGUCAGAGUAGAGCCACAGCAUAGGCGUGCAGACUUUUUUUAGGUAAAGUUUCCAGUUCAAUUACUGAAAAUUACUACUAUGGUUUUACAAAGUAAAACUGCAGUAUCUUUAAAAAAGGGACUCUUUUGUAGGUGUGUUUGUCUUGCGUGGGUAUCCGUCUCAAACUGAAUGUUGGGUUUGUUUGUAAGUAAAUUCAGAGUAUAGCCUAUGUGAGCAAAACCAACAGCUGUAUUCUGCUGCCCUCUGUUUGGACCAUAUUGUUAAAUCAGUGGUGUUACCUUAAACUUUUAAGGGUAUCUGAUGUAAUUACAUUGUAUAAUGGUUUACAAUAAAGUUUGACUUAUUACAGAUUUGUA